AUGGCUGAGUAAAGAAACUGUCCUAAAUUAGCUGCUGAUGCUAUAUGCAUUAAGACAAACAAAUAGACCAAUAAGAAACAAAUCUUAUUGAUCACAAGAAAAAAAAAUCCUUCAAUAGGCUGUUUUGCAUUACCUGGAGGUCAUGUAGAAUAUGGAGAAGAUCCUUAAGAAUGUGUAGUUAGAGAGUUAGAAGAAGAAACUAGUAUUUAAGGGAAAAAUGCUAGAUUAUUUACAGUUAGAGGUAAACCUAAUAGAGACCCUAGAUAUCAUGUUGUAACUAUUGUGUACUGGGUGGAUAUUUCUGAUGAUGCAGAACCAAAAGCUGGAGAUGAUGCUGCUACAGCUACUUUUUAUGAUGUUGAUGAAGUAAAAAGUUUUGGGCCUGAAAGAUUUGCUUUUGAUCAUCAUGAUCUUAUUUAAGAAAUACUAAAAUAAGUUUGA
Molecule: messenger RNA, 441 nt
Organism: Tetrahymena thermophila SB210
Lineage: Eukaryota; Ciliophora; Oligohymenophorea; Hymenostomatida; Tetrahymenidae
Product: NUDIX hydrolase
Exons: 1
Source: RefSeq, a predicted model, not a curated record